GGCCGAAGAUGGGAGGAGGGUGUUCGAGCCCUCUGAGCGGGCGGCAGCGCAGGUACCUGCGAGGGCGCGCAGACGCCACGAUGAAGAACUUCGUGCCCUAUUACCGGAGGCAGCUGGCGACUGCCCUUCUGAGACGGCUCUCGGGGGAGCUGGACCCCCGAGGGAAACCGGCCCUGCAGCUCCUGCCGAGCGAGCUCCGGGGGCCGCCCGACGCCGCUCUGCACGACGGAUUGCUCUCCCGGUACGACGGCGAUUCCUGCAGCUGGCAGGAGAAUUACUUCGUUCUGCUCGGAGAUUUUACCCUGCGGUGGUUCGAAAGCGAAGAGGCAGAGCCAAAGGUGGGCGCGGGGCUGUGCAGAUGCCGCUGCCGGCACGCUCCUGUAAAAGCCGGCCGCUUCCCACCCGCACGGCUGAACAACGGGGUUCUCCGCGCACGGAGGAUCCCUGCACAAAUACAUCCCGCUUCCUUAAAAUUCGCCCCGGUUUACUGCGUUGCGUUGGAUUCCUUUGUUGUUUUAACGGUCGCUGCUCAGCCGCGCGAAAGAGAGCGUAAGAAUGGUCCUGCUGGGACAGACCGUAGGCCCGCUACCCCCGAUUUCCAAGGAGACGGGAGAUGAGGGUGAAGAACGAGGCUCGCGUGCAGCGGUGUCUUCCCAGCUGGUGCGCCGACAGUCGAGACCCAAAAGCCAGAAGUUUUCUUGAGACCUCCAGGUUUAAGAGCCGUGAUUUGACGGCAGUCGGUGCCGUAUGGCGAAAGCUGGGUUGUUGUACGUCUGCGUUUCAAGGACCUGCUUUCGUUACUGCGUGAAGUUUUCU
Aptenodytes forsteri (emperor penguin) is the source of this 816-nucleotide messenger RNA. Its product is annotated as niban-like protein 2. The transcript is spliced from 5 exons. The record is from RefSeq and is a predicted model, not a curated record. Lineage: Eukaryota; Metazoa; Chordata; Aves; Sphenisciformes; Spheniscidae. The coding region runs from base 9 to 617 and encodes 202 amino acids.